This is a messenger RNA of Eimeria tenella, 765 nucleotides long. RefSeq lists its product as uncharacterized. The transcript has 3 exons. The record is from RefSeq and is a predicted model, not a curated record. Bases 1 to 765 code for a protein of 254 amino acids. NCBI's taxonomy places the organism in Eukaryota, Apicomplexa, Conoidasida, Eucoccidiorida, Eimeriidae.
AUGCAGACGGAGAGCCGGAGCGACGGCGCCGGGCGGCUGCGCGUGUUUUUCUGCCGCUGCUGCGCGCUGCUGUGCUGCUUCAUUUUUGUUUUUAAUUUGUUUUCUUUUUUUAUUCAUUUGCUGCUGAAUUGGGGGGCCCUUUUUUCUUUAAUUCAAGAAUUGGUGUUGGCUGUGGGGGCUUUUGCUGCUGCUGCUGCUCACGCGCCGCAGCAGCACGCAGCAGCAGCAGCAGCAGCAGCCGCAGCCGCGCCCUCCGCAGCAGCGGCAGCAGCCACCGCAGCAUCCAUAUUCCAAGUCGACUUUCUGCUGCAGCAGCAGCAGCAGCAGCAGCAACAGCAGCAGCAGCAACAGCAGCAGCAACAGCAACAGCAGCAGCAGCAAAACCCAAAAUGCGCCUCCAACUCGCUGCUAGAAAACGGCAUCCUCGCCUGUUUAGUAGAGCAAGGGACGCUGCUGCCUGACUGCAGCAGCAGCAGCAGCACUGAGGUGAUCUGCCACGACCCCGCUGCUGCUGCUGCUGCUGCUCCCAAAGAAGAGGCUGGCUUCUUUCAGCAGCAGCCGCAGCAGCAGCUGCUGCUGCUGCAGCUUCCCCCAGCAGCGCAGCAGCCAGUCUAUUUUGAAUACCCGGACUCGCCUGCGGAGUGUCAGCAGCAGCAGCUGCAGCAGCAGCUUCUGCUGCAGCAGCACUUGCUGCCGCUGCCCAGCAGCAAACUCCUCGAGAGGUCUCUCACAGAAAACAUCAGCUGCGCGACGUUGGGAUUGUAA